AUGGGAAGAAGACCCCCUCUUGAAAACAUCAUAGUAAUACACCCAUUUCUUCAUUUCUCAUUUUUCUUAGCAAGUUUUGUUGCUUCCAUUGCCAUAAUCACAGCUAUAUGCAGUGUCCGAUUUCUGAGAAAAUCACAACCAGAUCCACCACAAGCUCAACCAUUAGAUUUAUCUAAAGAUUCGAAUGAAACCAGUCCAUCGCCAGCAUCACCGCAACACGCAGAAGAACAUGAACCAGAACAUAAAAAUUCUACUCCCGUUGAACAAAAACAAGAAACAGAAAACAAUGAGUUUUUGAUGAAAGAGUUACCUCUUCCACCUGCAAUGUUACAACCAAAAGAAUCGCUUUCUGGCAUUAAUAUGAAAAAGGUAGCUUCAGAACGAAAAACUUCUUUUAGUUUAAGCCUAAAAAUGCCGAGGAAUUUGUCGUUGGCCAAGAAUUGGGACCAAAUAAAGGAGGAUAUAAAUAAAGUGAAGCCGAAAACAGAAGAAUCUGUUUGGAUGAAAACGAUUAUAUUAGGUGAAAAAUGUAACCCUGAUGAUGAAGAUGAUCCUGUCAUUUUUGAAGGAAAAGGGAAGAAAAUCGCAGCUUAUCAUCCUAAAAGCUAUAGCACUAUUUCUAGACAGUGUUCUUUUCUUGAUCCUGAUGCAUUGUGUGUAUCACAAUCUCAAACACAAGAAGACGUAAUCAAUAGUGACAAAUAA
Molecule: messenger RNA, 705 nt
Organism: Lathyrus sativus (Indian pea)
Lineage: Eukaryota; Viridiplantae; Streptophyta; Magnoliopsida; Fabales; Fabaceae
Source: the annotation of a GenBank genome assembly